AUGCGUACAAUAUUUAUUUUUAUUAUUAUAUUUAUUGUUUUACUUCAAUUGGUAUAUGCAAAUUCUUACCAAUCAAAAACAAAUUAUCCUUCAGUUGUGCACUCAGAAGCAUCACAAUGGCUUUCUACACAUGAUCCACCACGUCGUUGGAGACAACAAUAUACAUAUGAUCAAGCAAGUGAUGAAGUUAAUCAAGCAUUAAAUAGAUUGCAAAGUAUUAACGACAAUGGUAUUCAACAAUAUAACAGCCAAUCUUUCGAUGGUGUUCCAAUGGAAGUACUCUAUGAACUAUCACGAAAAGGCGUUAUAUCUAUUGAACAAAUAAAAUAA
Messenger RNA from Adineta steineri, 330 nucleotides. NCBI's taxonomy places the organism in Eukaryota, Metazoa, Rotifera, Eurotatoria, Adinetida, Adinetidae. The record is from the annotation of a GenBank genome assembly.